Molecule: messenger RNA, 1211 nt
Organism: Octodon degus (degu)
Lineage: Eukaryota; Metazoa; Chordata; Mammalia; Rodentia; Octodontidae
Gene: Lhx3
Product: LIM homeobox 3
Exons: 6
Coding region: 1-1203 (400 amino acids)
Biological process (GO): neuron differentiation; regulation of transcription by RNA polymerase II
Cellular component (GO): nucleus
Molecular function (GO): DNA-binding transcription factor activity, RNA polymerase II-specific; RNA polymerase II transcription regulatory region sequence-specific DNA binding
Source: RefSeq, a predicted model, not a curated record
AUGCUGCUAGAAACGGAGCUCGAGCGGGACCGCGAUAGGCCCCUGGCCUCCGCCACGCACGCCCUCUGCGCCUUCGGGGGCGCUCGGGAGAUCCCGCUGUGCGCCGGCUGUGACCAGCACAUCCUGGACCGCUUCAUCCUGAAGGCGCUGGACCGGCACUGGCACAGCAAGUGCCUCAAGUGCAGCGACUGCCACACACCGCUGGCAGAGCGCUGCUUCAGCCGGGGCGAGAGUGUCUACUGCAAGGACGACUUCUUCAAGCGCUUCGGGACCAAGUGCGCCGCAUGCCAGCUGGGCAUCCCGCCCACGCAGGUGGUGCGCCGUGCCCAGGACUUCGUGUACCACCUGCACUGCUUCGCGUGCGUGGUGUGCAAGCGGCAGCUAGCCACGGGUGACGAGUUCUACCUCAUGGAGGACAGCCGGCUGGUGUGCAAAGCGGACUACGAGACAGCCAAGCAGCGAGAGGCUGAGGCCACUGCCAAGCGGCCGCGCACAACCAUCACAGCCAAGCAGCUGGAGACGCUGAAGAGCGCGUACAACACCUCGCCCAAGCCUGCGCGCCACGUGCGGGAGCAGCUGUCCUCUGAGACCGGCCUGGACAUGCGCGUCGUGCAGGUCUGGUUCCAGAACCGCAGGGCCAAGGAGAAGAGACUGAAAAAGGACGCGGGCCGGCAGCGCUGGGGACAGUACUUCCGAAACGCGAAGCGCUCCCGCGGGAGCUCCAGGUCUGACAAGGACAGCAUCCCUGAAGCACAGGACAGUGACGCCGAGGUCUCCUUCAGUGAGGAGCCAUCUCUGGCUGAAAUGGGUCCCGCCAGCGGCCUGUACAGCAGCCUGGGGGAGCCUACCCCUGCCCUGGGCCGGCCAGCAGGCACCCUGGGCAGCUUCGUGCUGGAGCACGGAAGUCUAGCCGGCCCCGAACCUUACCGAGAGCUGCGCCCUGGCAGCCCCUACGGCAUCCCUCCAUCCCCUGCCGCCCCGCAAAGCCUUCCUGGCACCCAGCCCCUGCUCUCCAGCCUGGUGUACCCUGACGCCAGCCUGGGUCUCGUGCCCUUGCCAGCCCCAGGCAGCACCCCGGCCAUGAGGGGGCUUGCGGGUAAUGGACCCAGCUCGGACCUGUCCACUGGGAGCAGCGGGGGUUAUCCCGACUUUCCUGCCAGUCCGGCCUCCUGGCUGGAUGAGGUGGACCAUGGUCAGUUCUGAUUGAGGCC